AUGGCUAUAUACAAGGUCGUUGCCAUUCCCACGCUCAUCGGCUCCGCCUUGUCUUUCACGGCCACCUCCAUCGUCCUCGUCCUGCACGCGCUGUACCCACCGCCGCACCAUUUUCGGCACUCGCUCAUUUUGAAUUUGCUGAUAGCCGACUGCAUCAACAGCCUCAACAACACCCUUUCCGGCAGCUACAUCCUUGCCACGGGUCACCAGACCACCCAGUCGGCUGCCAGCAGGACCUGCCUUGCCAAUGCGUGGGUCGGCCAGGUCUCGGUCCAGACGGUCGACUUUAGCGUCCUCCUCAUCUCCGUCGUCGUGCUCGUGGCGGCCUUGAGCAAGCGCAUCGUCAAGUCGUCCACCAGGACGAGCGUCCUGCUCUGCGUGGCCACCUGGAUUCCCGGCUUGAUCACGGGCACCGUCGGUCUCGUAUUAGGCGCAUACGGCUACGUCGACGGCAACUGGUGCUGGAUCAGGCCGCAAUACCUCGGACUGCGGUACACCCUCACCCACGGCUGGCGCAUUGCCAUCUUUGCGACGACCGUUGCCAUUUACACCAUUGUCUACAUCCACGUCAAGAGAGUCUUUGGCAAGCUCAUGCCCAGCGCCACGGCGUCAACGGUCCUCGCGUCAAACACCUGGCCUCCGCAGCAGCAGCAGCAGCAGCAGCAGCAGCAGCAACAGCAACAGCAAGAGCUCAACCUGCUCAAGCACGCCGGCACGCACGAUCGCGACAGCCCGGAGCCCCUAUUCUCCCGCGCUUCUCUACCCCACGAUUCCCGCAGCGAGCCAAUGCCAGCGCCAGCGCCAGCCGCCGCUGCCGGGGGCUCCAGGCCCUGGUUCAAACAUGCUUUCCGGAGCCAGCGCGCCGCCCCGUUUCUCAAAGUCCCCGCGAACCCCUGCACGCCGGAAAACCGGCAAAUGGCCCAGAGAAAAAGCGACCUGCGCAAGAUCCUCUUCCUCAACGGAUAUCCCAUCGCUUACAUUGUGCUCUGGAUACCAGGCAUCGCAAACCGGCUUGCAGAGUCGCUGGGGAAUUCGCCCAGGUGGCUGGUGGUUCUACAGUCGUCUACGCAGUUUAUCGGGCUUGUGAAUGCGCUGAGCUAUGGGUUGAGCGAGCAGCUACGUCGGCGGAUAUCCGAAAAGAGGGAGCAGGUGCGACUGCGUGAUUGA
This is a messenger RNA of Ustilaginoidea virens, 1167 nucleotides long. RefSeq lists its product as uncharacterized. Gene Ontology annotation, molecular function: G protein-coupled receptor activity. The record is from RefSeq and is a predicted model, not a curated record. The transcript has 3 exons. Gene Ontology annotation, cellular component: plasma membrane. Gene Ontology annotation, biological process: adenylate cyclase-activating G protein-coupled receptor signaling pathway. Bases 1 to 1167 code for a protein of 388 amino acids. NCBI's taxonomy places the organism in Eukaryota, Fungi, Ascomycota, Sordariomycetes, Hypocreales, Clavicipitaceae.